This is a messenger RNA of Eublepharis macularius, 2999 nucleotides long. It is a transcript of the gene SNX18, whose product is annotated as sorting nexin 18. The transcript is spliced from 2 exons. Bases 322 to 2133 code for a protein of 603 amino acids. Gene Ontology annotation, molecular function: phosphatidylinositol binding; protein binding. Gene Ontology annotation, cellular component: plasma membrane; cytoplasmic vesicle. The record is from RefSeq and is a predicted model, not a curated record. Gene Ontology annotation, biological process: protein transport; plasma membrane tubulation; endocytosis. NCBI's taxonomy places the organism in Eukaryota, Metazoa, Chordata, Lepidosauria, Squamata, Eublepharidae.
CGCCCCGGCCGGCAGACGCGGAGAAGCCGUGAGUCGGGCAGCUGGUGCCCGCGGGUCUGGCUCAGGAGGCGAGUCAGGGAGGGGGCGGCGGCGGCGGCUUUCUCCCGCCUCAGCAGAGCCCAUUGGGAGGCGAAGCGCGCGGGCCGGGAGCGAGGGGAGCCGCCUGAGGGGAGCGGGCGCCGGAGUGGGCGGAGAGGGCGGCCGGCCCAGGCGGGGAGUGAGCGGCGUGCGGUUGGCGGCGCUGUGGGGCGGCCCGUCCGCGUCCCCCGUCCCUCCCUCAUCCCUGUCCCCAUCCCCGGCUUGGGCGGCGGCGGCGGGGCCAUGGCGCUGCUGCGGGCCCGGGCGCUGUACGACUUCAAGUCGGAGAACCCGGGCGAGAUCUCGCUGCGGGAGCACGAGGUGCUGAGCCUGUGCAGCGACCAGGAGAUCGAGGGCUGGCUGGAGGGGGUCAACAGCCGCGGCGACCGCGGCCUCUUCCCGGCCUCCUACGUGCAGCUCAUCCGCGCGCCGGCCGCCGAGCCGCCGCUCCCGCUGCCCGCGCCCGCCCCGGCCCGCUACGCCAACCUGCCCCCCGGCGGCUUCGAACCCCCGGCGUCCACCUUCCACCCGCCGCCGCCAGCCCAGCAGCCGCAGCUCCCUCCGCCGGCCGCCGAGCCGUUCCAGCCGAGCUACCCGUUCCCUUACGGCGGCUCCCCCUACCAGCCCAGCCAAGGCAGCGACGACGACUGGGACGAUGACUGGGACGACAGCUCCACCGUGGCCGACGAGCCGGGCGUCCUGGGCAGCUCCUACCCGGACUACGAGAACGCCGGCGGGGGCCCUUCGUCGGGCAGGUACCGCCUGUCCACCCGCUCGGACUUGUCGCUCAGCUCCCGCGGGAGCCAGCCCGGCGCCCACCUGCCUCACCCGGCCAAGAGCUCGGCCACGGUGAGCCGCAACCUGAACCGCUUCUCCACCUUCGUCAAGUCGGGGGGCGAGGCCUUCGUGCUGGGCGAGGCGUCGGGCUUCGUGAAGGACGGGGACAAGCUGUGCGUGGUGCUGGGCCCCCACGGGCCCGAGUGGCAGGAGAACCCCUACCCCUUCCAGUGCUCCAUCGAAGACCCCACCAAGCAGACCAAGUUCAAGGGCAUGAAGAGCUACAUCGCCUACAAGCUGGUGCCCAGCCACACUGGCCAGCAGGUGCACCGGCGCUACAAGCACUUCGAUUGGCUCUACGGACGCCUGGUGGAGAAGUUCCCCGUCAUCUCGGUGCCCCACUUGCCUGAGAAGCAGGCCACUGGGCGCUUCGAGGAAGACUUCAUCUCCAAGCGGCGGAAGGGCCUGGCCUGGUGGAUGGACCACAUGUGUAGCCACCCAGUGCUGGCCCAGUGUGAUGCCUUCCAACAUUUCCUCACCUGCCCCAGCACAGACGAGAAGGCCUGGAAGCAGGGCAAGCGCAAAGCGGAGAAGGACGAGAUGGUGGGAGCCAACUUCUUCCUAACGAUUAGUGUCCCCGCCGGCCCUCCUGCUUCUCUGGACCUGCAGGAUGUGGAAAGCCAGGUGGAUGGCUUCAAGAGCUUCACCAAGAAGAUGGACGAGAGCACCAUUCAGCUCAAUCAGACAGUGAAUGAGUUUGCUCGCAAACAGGUCACUGGCUUCAAGAAGGAGUACCAGAAAGUGGGGCAUUCCUUCAAGGGCCUCAGCCAAGCCUUUGAGAUGGACCAGCAAGCCUUCUCGGUUGGCCUCAAUCAAGCCAUUGCCUUCACUGGAGAAGCUUAUGAUGCUAUUGGUGAACUCUUUGCAGAUCAGCCUAGACAGGACCUGGAUCCUGUGAUGGAUUUGUUAGCACUGUAUCAGGGACAUCUGGCGAAUUUCCCAGACAUCAUACAUGUCCAAAAAGGAGCCCUUACCAAAGUGAAGGAGAGUAAGCGGCAUGUUGAAGAAGGGAAGAUGGAGGUCCAGAAGGCGGAUGGUAUUCAGGAUCGUUGUAACAUUAUUUCUUUUGCCACCCUGGCAGAAAUUCACCAUUUCCAUAAAAUUCGAGUCAGGGACUUCAAGUCACAAAUGCAGCAUUUCUUACAACAGCAAAUACUUUUUUUCCAAAAAGUGACGCAAAAGUUAGAAGAAGCUCUUCACAAGUAUGACAGUGUUUAACGUCUGGAUGACUACAAUAUUUUUUAAUUCCUGGACUCUGCAUAGUGGAUAUUUCUUGGCAUAUGGAUGAGUUAAACAACAGAGACGGCAAAUAUUACUCUCAAAUAACUAUUGGCAUCCCCUCAGGGCUGCCAUACAAGGAUGGUUUUGUAAUCUGUUUUGGAUCCAGCUGAACCUAAUAAUUGCAUUAGGAGAAAAUAAUUAUGCCUAUGUAGCAGAGACUGUACUACACCUUGUAACUAAGUUAUACUCCGAAUGCCUACACUACCAUUGUAAUGUUUUUUACAUAAUGAUUAUACUAUCUGCCUUAUCGCUUUUUUGAAAUACGGUAUUUUAGUGCAUAUUCUGUAGACCUCAAAACCUUUUGGGUCUUCAAAGGAGCUGGUUAGUUAAAGGAUCAGCUUCAGAUGCCUUUUUAAAAUACUCUUUGGUUUGAAUUUUCUGAAUUCAACCAAUUAUCUGUUUACAAAUUCCUGUUAGAGCAGCUAUACGACUUUGUGCCUUUAGACUCACAGUUUUUCAGUUUUUUUCCUAAUAAACCACAUUUUUACGACUGGAUGAAUGAAGGGUUGGCACCUCUAACAGGGCCUGAUUUCAAACCUCAUAGUGACUGAAAAGUAUGACUCUCAUAAGAUUCGCACACCUGGUAUUAUGAUAAAUAUUGGCUGAAAAACAGGAUCUAAAAUCAUUUUAGACCUCGUUCUGAUUAAAGAUACUAUUUAUUACUUGUACCAGAACCUUAAACACGCAGAAGAGAGUGCGGCGCUGCUGUAUUUCCUAACAUGGCAACAUAAAACUCUUCACUGUAACACUUUUUAAAUAGAAACUUGGACCACUUACCUAAUAAAUGAAUACUGAAGUGUAAU